Molecule: messenger RNA, 2207 nt
Organism: Solanum pennellii
Lineage: Eukaryota; Viridiplantae; Streptophyta; Magnoliopsida; Solanales; Solanaceae
Product: beta-amylase
Exons: 8
Coding region: 316-2043 (575 amino acids)
Biological process (GO): polysaccharide catabolic process
Molecular function (GO): beta-amylase activity
Source: RefSeq, a predicted model, not a curated record
UGAUUUGAUGCCAAAAAAAAAAUGUAUGUACGUGCAUGAAACGGAACUCUAUGCUACAAUUGUUUCGUUUUCAAUGUUUUUGUGGUUAUAGCUAGAACAAUCUACUCUUUUUUUUUUUCAAAAUCAAAUUUUAGGAUCCACACAUAUAAAAAUAUUGCAGUCCACAAAAAAGUGUUCCAUAAGGAUUAUUUGAUUCUUUGUGAUGAAUGUCUUUACCUUAGAUAUUUUAAACAUUUUUUCUUUUGCAAUGUUGAAAUUAAUAUUGUUCUAAAUUUUUUAAGCCCAGAAACAGGAGGAAAUUUGUUGAUAUUUUAGAUGAAUAUCAGCAUGGCCAGCAUUGGAACUUCAAAUUUAGGUGUUUUACCUGAGGUAAUGGGAUUUCCACACAAAAAAUUGUUGAUUAAGAAAUUUAAUUUGGCAAGAAAACAACUUCUCCGGCAAAAUAUUACAUUUUCUUGUAAUCGAAAGACUGGAAUUACUCGAGCCAUUGCACCAGAAGCAACAAAGGUUACGGGUCCAACCUUGAGCAGUGUCCCUUUAGCCAACUAUGUGCCUGUUUAUGUAAUGCUUCCAUUAGAUGUUAUUUCAAUUGACAAUGUUUUUCGGGACCAAGUUAAGUGUGAGAAGCAGUUCAAGGAACUGAGAGAAGCCGGUGUUGAUGGGAUCAUGGUGGAUGUCUGGUGGGGAAUUGUAGAGGCCAAUGGCCCCGGGCUAUAUGAUUGGUCUGCGUAUAGGAGUUUGUUCCAACUUGUUCAAAAGAUUGGCCUCAAAAUACAAGCUAUUAUGUCAUUCCACCAAUGUGGUGGCAAUAUAGGAGAUGAUGUUUUCAUUCCUAUACCCAAAUGGGUACUAGCUAUCGGAGAAAACAACCCUGAUAUUUUCUAUACUAAUCGGACUGGUACAAGGAAUAAAGAAUGCCUCUCACUUGCCGUGGAUAACCAACCUCUGUUUGAAUGUCGAACUGCUAUCCAGAUUUACAGCGACUACAUGAGGAGCUUUAGAGAGAACAUGUCUGACUUCUUGGAAACUGGAAGCAUAGUAGACAUAGAGGUAGGACUUGGUCCUGCCGGUGAGCUUAGAUAUCCAUCGUACACUCAGUCUCAAGGAUGGAAAUUCCCCGGGAUUGGAGAAUUUCAGUGCUAUGACAAGUACAUGAGAACAGAUUUCAAGGGGGCAGCAACAAAGGCAGGCCACUCAGAGUGGGAUCUUCCAGAUGAUGCAGGAACAUAUAAUAAUGUACCCGCCGAAACAGGAUUCUUUGGACCAAAUGGUACAUACCUUACCGAGAAAGGGAAGUUCUUCUUGACCUGGUACUCUAGCAAGCUACUGCUUCACGGAGAUCAGAUCCUUGAUGAAGCAAACAAAGCUUUCCUGGGAUGCAAAGUGAAGCUAUCAGCUAAAGUAGCUGGAAUUCACUGGUGGUACAAAGAUGCCAGCCAUGCUGCAGAGCUAACAGCAGGAUUUUAUAAUUUGGACAAUCGAGAUGGCUAUAGACCAAUAGCAAGGAUGUUAUCGAGACACUAUGGUACCUUUAAUUUCACUUGCCUUGAGAUGAGGAAUUCAGAACAUCCAGCUUAUGCUAAGUCUGGCCCUCAAGAGCUAGUUCAACAGGUUUUGAGUGUUGGCUGGAAAGAGAACAUUGAUGUAGCAGGUGAGAAUGCGCUUGCAAGAUAUGACGGCUAUGCCUACAACCAAAUCCUUCUCAACGCUAGACCAAAUGGCAUCAAUAAAAACGGUCCACCAAAACUAAAAAUGGCUGGGCUGACUUACCUUCGAUUAUCUGAAAAACUCCUUCAAAGUAGGAACUUCAGAACCUUCAAAACAUUUGUCAAGAAAAUGCAUGCUGAUCUGGAUUACUGUCCUGAAUACGAUAAACCAGCUCCCCUGGGAAGAUCAAAGGGGGAGAUUUCAAUGGAUGAACUUCUUCAAGCCACUCAACGAACAAAACCAUUCCCGUGGGAUGAACAGACAGAUGCUAGAAUUGGCGGUAUAUUGGCUGAAUAUUGGGAUAGGCUGGUUAACAAGUUCUUUCUAUCUAACUGAUGCUUACUUCGCCAUGAAUGCACAAGCAGGGGAAGUCAUAUUAUGCAUCUGCAUUUAUAUGUAAAUUUGAAUGAGAAGAUAUAUAAGAGACUUUUAUUUCCAUAUUACAAUACUGACACAUGCUGGUAUGAUAAUCUAAAUGUCUUGUCUUCCCAUUUGUCGUA